This is a messenger RNA of Apaloderma vittatum (bar-tailed trogon), 2167 nucleotides long. It is a transcript of the gene VPS13D, whose product is annotated as vacuolar protein sorting 13 homolog D (S. cerevisiae). The record is from RefSeq and is a predicted model, not a curated record. The transcript is spliced from 15 exons. Lineage: Eukaryota; Metazoa; Chordata; Aves; Trogoniformes; Trogonidae. The annotation marks the transcript as partial. Gene Ontology annotation, cellular component: extrinsic component of membrane. Gene Ontology annotation, biological process: mitochondrion organization; protein targeting to vacuole; protein retention in Golgi apparatus.
CUGCACGAUGCGGGUUGGGAAGGGCAUCCACCCCGAGGGCAUGCCCGGCUGGUGCCAGGGCUUCUCACUGGACGGCGGCAGCGGAGUCCGAGCGCUCAAGGUGAUCCAGCACGGGAACCGACCCGGCCUCAUCUACAACAUCGGCAUUGAUGUUAAAAAAGGCAGAGGCCGUUACAUUGAUACCUGCAUGGUGACGUUUGCGCCCCGCUACCUGCUGGACAACAAAUCGUCCCACAAGCUCGCCUUCGUGCAGCGGGAGUUUGCCCGAGGCCGGGGCGCGUCCAACCCCGACGGCUACAUCUCCACCCUGCCUGGCUCCAGCGUGGUGUUCCACUGGCCGCGCAAUGACUACGACCAGCUGCUGUGCGUGCGGCUCAUGGACGUCCCCAACUGCGUCUGGUCGGGCGGCUUCGAGGUCAACAAGAACAGCUCGUUCCACAUCAACAUGAGGGACACGCUGGGGAAGUGCUACUUCUUGAGGGUGGAAAUCACCCUUCAAGGAGCCACGUACCGCAUCGCCUUCAGCGACACAGACCAGCUGCCGCCACCUUUCCGCAUCGACAACUUCUCCAAGGUUGCGGUCGUUUUCAGCCAGCACGGCGUGGUGGAGCCGCGGCUCCGCACCGAGGUGAAGCCGCUGAGCUCGCUGGACUACGCAUGGGACGAGCCCGCGCUGCCGCCCUUCGUGACGCUCACGGUGAAGGGGGCCGGCUCCUCCGAGAUCGUCUGCAGCAUGAACGACUUCCAGGACAGCAAGCAGCUCUACUACGAAAACUUCAUCUACAUUGCUGCCACCUACACCUUCUCAGGUUCACAGGAGCCAAGUGCCAGACCAGUGGCUUCCAGUAAGGAUGCUGCAUGUGCAGAGCUUGUCCUCGAUGUUUCUCCAAAGACUCAGCGAGUUGUGCUGAAAAAGAAGGAGCCAGGGAAACGAUCCCAGCUGUGGAGAAUGACGGGCACGGGGAUGCUUUGCCACGAAGGCUCCUCGGUUCCCCAUAACCCCCACAAACCUUCUCCUCGCUCCGUGGACUCGUCUCUGAUUUUGGAUAUCGCCGGUCUGGCGGCUGUCACGGAUAACAGGUUCGAGCCCCUGAUGCUGAGGAAGCCCGACCGACGGCGCAGCACGACCCAGACAUGGAGUUUCUGUGGAGGGAAGUUAACCUGCGGUAUCCAUGGCCUGGUUGUCCAGGCAAAGGGAGGACUCCGAGGUCUGCACGAUGGAGCCGAAGUUGUUCUUGGUCCCGACACCUCGCUGGAGCUCCUGGGGCCGGUGCCGCCCGAGCAGCAGUUCAUCAACCAGAAGAUGAGGCCAGGCUCGGGGGUGCUGGCUGUCAAGGUGGUCCCGGACGGGCCCACGCGGGUGCUGCAGAUCACGGAUUUUAACCAGCGCAGGAACGAUCGUAUGGCCGGCGAAGGAGAUGAGCUUCCAGUUACGGAGCAAGAUCUGCGCAAAUUGAAAAAUCCAGACACAGAGCAGGAGUUGGAAGUGCUCGUGAAGCUGGAAGGUGGAAUCGGAUUGUCUUUGGUCAACAAAGUUCCCGAGGAGCUGGUGUUUGCAAGCCUGACCAGAAUUAACGUGCACUACACGCAGCUGUGCAGCAGCCAGGUGCUGGAGCUCAGCGUGCAGGACGUGCAGGUGGACAACCAGCUCAUUGGCACCACGCGGCCCUUUAUGCUCUUCCUGACGCCCAAGAUGAGUGAGAACGAGCCCCUGGAGACCGGUCCUGCCGUGCAAGUGAACGCAAUGAAAUUCCCCAGCAAAAGCACGCUGACGGAGAUCUACAAGCACCUGAUGAUCACUGCUCGCAGGUUCACCGUUCAAAUCGAGGAGAAGCUGCUUCUGAAGCUGUUGAGUUUCUUUGGCUACGACCAGGCUGAGUCAGAGGUGGAAAAGUAUGAUGAAAACCUCCAUGAAAAGGUGGUGGAACAAGGUGGAGCACAAAAGCGAUACUACUUUGAAAAUCUGAAAAUCAGCGUGCCUCAGAUAAAGCUGAGUGUCUUCACCUCCAACAAGUUGCCCCUGGAUCUCAAGGCACUGAAGAGCACGCUGGGGUUUCCCCUGAUCCGCUUUGAAGAUGCCGUCAUCAACCUGGACCCUUUCACCAGAGUCCACCCGUACGAGACUCAGGAGUUCAUCAUCAACGACAUCCUGAAGCACUUCCAGGAG